Molecule: messenger RNA, 1078 nt
Organism: Bursaphelenchus xylophilus (pine wood nematode)
Lineage: Eukaryota; Metazoa; Nematoda; Chromadorea; Rhabditida; Aphelenchoididae
Source: the annotation of a GenBank genome assembly
AUGAUGAAGUUUGAAGGAAAAGUUGUAAUUGUGACCGGUAAAUUUUAAGGGCAACUCAUUUUUAUCUGCAUGUAUUACGGUAGUCAUGUAACAUUUAGGAUCAAACUCUGGAAUUGGAAAGCAAACAGCCUUUGAGUUGCUUCGAAAAGGAGCAAAAGUUACAAUUCACGGCCAAAACGAGCAAAAAAUUUCGGUAUGUUAUUUAUGCCUCGUUUCCACUAUAGAAGAGAAAAAUAUGCUUCAUAAACAAUUUCCAAUUUACAAGGCUUUCACUUUAGGACGCCAUAUCUGAUUUCAAGGCCAAUGGAAUAUGUGAGGAUAGUAUUCAUUACGUCAUUGGCCCAGUUCAAGACCCACAAACACAGAAGCGGCUGAUCGCUGAGACCGUAGAAAAGUUUGGCAAACUCGAUGUUCUCAUAAAUAACGCCGGCAUAUCGCAUGAUAAGAGCUUGGGAGAACAUUCCGCCGAGCAAUUUCACAAAGUCAUGGGUAUAAAUGUGGAAAGGUAAGCGUUAAGUUGAUGAGUGGCCGCAGAAGUUGAGAGAGGCUUUAUAGACGGUAAAAGAUAAGAGAUUUUGCAGAGAUUUUUGGACAGACUGAUAUUAUAUUACUUUACUAUGGGUGAUUUUUUGUUUGACAUGGGGAUUUCAGCGUUCUCUCAUUGAGCCGCCAAGCUCUGCCUCACCUCGAAAAGACCCAUGGGAAUAUUGUCAACAUAAGCUCUGUGAGUGGCCAGCGCGCUGCCCUUUUCUGGCAGUUCUACCGUAUCUCCAAAGCCGCUUUGGACCAUGCGACAAAAAUCAUGGCUUACGAUUUCGCUCGAAGCGGGGUUCGGGUGAAUGCGGUUAGCCCGGGCGUUAUAAAGACCAAUUUCAUCGCAAGAAACACGACGCUUGAAGAGUCGGAUGCGCAAUUCAAAAACUACGAGUCAUAUGUCCCAAUGAAUCGACUGGGGACGUUGCAGGAAAUUUCCAACGUAAUUUUAUUCAUGGCUUCGGAGUUGGCCUCGUUUAUGACUGGAGCAAUUGUGGUGGUCGACGGAGGAAUGCUGCUUGGCCCCGCGAUCAAGAAGGACUGA